GUCAGACUUGGGGAGGAGCACCAAGGACGUUAUAUUACAUCUGGACAUAGCAGGAGCGCACACGCACAGUCCACAGCAGCGCAGCGCGUCCAGAGUCGCACCAGAGGAGGAGAGCAUCCUCCGACCCGCACGUAUCCCAAACCUCUGCGUUCCCCCCUUCCUAGGAGAGCGCCGCACCAGGGCACAAUGUCUCCAAACACCCGCACGGAUCUCACGGAGGCGACGCGCUCCUCCUGCGCUCCGUCUUAGCGCGUCUGGCGGCGGCGGAACGCGAUGUCCUGGAUGUAUUUUCUGCGGAGAUUGUGAAGUGGAGAAGGGGAAGCGCAGCUCGCAGGAACCAUGUGGAGAGCGGAAACGUCCCUCGAGAUCCGUCGAUGAGGAAACAAAGAGAGACGAGAUGGUAGAGAAUGGCCGCACCUGACCUUCUUGACCCGAAAUCUGCCGCCCACAACUCCAAGCCGCGCCUGUCCUUCUCAGCCAAACCGGUGCUGCUGAACACGCCGAACGACGAUGAUGAUGACUGUGACACCCACACCACUGUCAUGAGGUGGAAAACCGUGUCCGCCAUCUUCUUCUUGGUGGUGCUCUACCUCAUUAUCGGGGCGAUGGUGUUCAAAGCGCUAGAGCAGCCGUACGAGAGUUACGAGAAGUUGGUCAUCCUCGAAAAAAAGUUGGACUUCUUGGUCAUGCACGGCUGCGUGAACUCGUCUGAGCUGGAGGAUUUGGUCAAGCAAGUGGUUUCAGCAGUCCGAAAAGGUGUGAACCCUUCAGGAAACUCAACCAAUCAGCAGAGCCUCUGGGACAUCAGUUCCUCGUUCUUCUUCGCCGGGACUGUUAUCACCACUAUUGGUUUCGGGAACAUCUCUCCUCACACAGAAGGCGGCAAGAUCUUCUGUGUCAUUUACGCCCUGCUGGGGAUUCCCCUGUUUGGAUUCUUACUGGCUGGUGUCGGGGACCAGCUGGGGACCAUUUUUGGGAAGGGCAUCGCCAAAGUAGAGAAGAUGAUUGUGAAGUGGAAAGUCAGCCAGACAAAGAUCCGCGUCUUCUCCACGCUGCUCUUCAUCCUGUUCGGCUGCCUCAUCUUUGUGGCCCUGCCGGCCGUCAUCUUCAAGCACAUCGAGGGAUGGAGCACCCUCGACUCCAUCUACUUCGUGGUCAUCACUCUCACCACGAUCGGCUUUGGAGACUUUGUUGCCGGCGAAAAAGCUGGGUCAGAGAGUCCAGAUUAUCUUGACUUCUACAAGCCCGUGGUGUGGUUCUGGAUAAUGGUGGGCCUGGCGUACUUUGCCGCUGUGCUCAGCAUGAUUGGAGACUGGUUCCGGGUCAUCUCCAAGAAGACUAAAGAGGAGGUCGGGGAGUUUCGGGCUCACGCAGCUGAGUGGACAGCAAACGUCUCAGCGGAGUUCAAAGAGACCCGGCGGCGGCUCAGCGUUGACAUCUAUGACAAGUUCCAGCGAGCUGCAUCCAUCAAGCGCAAGCUGUCAUCUGAGCUGGGUAUAAACACGUCCAUCAACCAGGAAAUGACCCCUGGCAAGAGGACGCUGUCGGUCAACCUGUACGAGGACAGAGAGGCCUGCCACAACUUGACUCUCUCCCUCAGUCCCGUCACGGGCGCACUGACCAGGAAUGGCAGCCUCUACCUGAACGGCCUCAGCCCAGACUACGCUGACCGGCGGGAAAUUGCCAUCAUCGAAAAUCUAAAAUGAGGAAAGCGUGUGCAUGAAAAUUAGAUUAAAGGGGCUGAACAUACACACGCUUUUGUGGCUAUUGACUCAGCAUCUGUGAUAAGGUACCAAUGCACAUUCAUUAAGUGGAUUGAGUGCCAAUCAUUGAUUAAAAACCUUGAUAAAUCCAUCUGUUUGUUAAACACUCACACAGAUACUUUUGGUGUGGUUUGCGCCUAAGAUUCACGUCAUUCGACGAAAGGAGUCUGACUUCUAUUUUUAUUUUGUCUGUGCCAACAUGAUCGAGGUGAUCGAGCCAAAUCCGGAGCAUGCUCCGGACUGGAACAUAUGAUUGUAUCAGAGGCAUGAGUUUAACAAACUUCUCUCAUCAGCAGGAAAGUAAAUGAAAGCCCAUAUUUAGGUAGCAGCACACUGGACAUCUGGGUCACAUAUACAUACAAAUAAGCCUAUAAACACACAGAAGUGAAUACAUUCAUCAGACUUAGAAAGCAAUAGAUGUAUCUGUGCUCAUCUCUUGUUGAGGCCCUGAAAUCUGCAUCAGAUGAAGAGGAGCCUCGCUGCUAAAAAAAAAAUACACUCCAUAAUCAACAAUGAACUCUGGCGAGGCAGCGGUCCUGUGCCAACACAAAGGAAUGUCUCUUUCUCUUUUCGUUUACACUUCUUCCAGUAUGAAUUUAUAUUGCCUUGUAUUUGCCUGUCAGUCCGCCCUCACUUAAGAGACGAAUGUUGACAUCUUCGUUCCUCCAUGACUGACGUUCAGCUUUUCACCCCAAGGAUUAAUUCACAUGUGCCUUACUGAAAACCACCGGUUUUACAUGUGAGGAUGGUGAUACAUGAAAGACUGAUGCUCUCCGUCCACUCAUACUUGUUAUCCAUGAGCACAGUUGUUAUAAAGACACAAUAUAUAGACAGUAUGAAGUAUGCAGGAGAGGCAAAUGUAAGGAGAUGGACAUGGACCUUUUUUUUUAUUUAAAUAAUUUCAAGCUGAAUCUACAGAAUGCAUGGCAACUGAGCGGAGAAAUGGUUUCUUGGGAUAUGAUUCAUUUCUGUCUGUCAGCCUGAAUUAGCCAUUUCCUCCCAGUCUCAGAGUGUUGAGAUGGAUACAGUGCCAGGCUCACUGAUCAGACCCUCAUCUCCCCUAUAUAUGCCAAAGUAAUGAGUCUGUUUUUCUGACAGAGGAAUCGGAGAAGUAUCCAGUCUGAUCAAAGGAUCUGGUGUGUUUCUGUUCUCCCUAAUUCCCAUCCUAUUUUCCUAGAAAUUGAACCCACCGCUAUGUUUUCACGCAACUGGAAAUAGAGCUUGGAGGGAAAAUAAAUCCCUGGCACGUAUGGUAACCUGUUGCAAUGACAGCUCGGAGGCUGGGAAGAAUACAUUAUCUUUACUGCUUUUAAAGAUGUUGCAGCUGUAUGUCACAACCCUCACGUAUAAAGUUACAGGGAUCGUUUCCUUAUGCCAAUGCUGAAUGUACGCUAUUGGAAACUUGUUUUUGCUCGAUAUCACUGCAGGCGUUUAGAUCACCAGGCUGGAUCACACUGAAAUAGAAGCAUCGAUCUAAGUAAAUGUCACUCUGCAGCUGAUUUGUUGUUGAUUAAAUAUUAAGGACGUGGUAGGAAUGUCAUGUUGGCACAGUUAAUAUUUCACCUUGACUCUUAACAUACACAUUCACACUUUGAUUUCUCAUUCAAAUUCAGCAUAUUUCCACAAAGAAUUAGGUUACUUUUCAUAUCAUUGGAUUUUAUCACUGGUGUCCCCAGUUGAAUGAUCUGGAUUGUGUCUUGUGUUAUUCAGUGCAUUUUUUCCCCCCCAACAGGAUACACUUAUAUUCUCAGUAGCAUUAACAUGCAUUAAUGAUACAGUGUGACUUACAGGACAGUAUGUCAUAUAUGGCCAAACAAUAUACCAAAUGUCUAUAAUUGGGUGGGGAUGAGUAUGUUUUUGUUGUUGUUGUUUUGAUUUUUUUUUUUUUUUUUGGUGAAAAUGGAUUGCUUUUGUUUUCUGUUAAAGCACAUUUCAGAACAUCCAAUGUAAUCUUAUUCCUCAACUUAAUGGCAGGAGCUGAUUGCACCAGCUUUUGGUUUAAAGUUUAAAGUUCCCAUGAAGAUCAAAAUUGAUGCUUAAGUGUUGUUAUCACAUAGGUCUUUCUCCUACAGACUAGUAUCACACCCAACAAUGGCCAAAAAAGUAGUUUUGUAGGGGCUCUUAAUGGUAUUGUAUAGUUAUAGCUUUUAAAAUAGGAGAUGACUCAUCCUGCACUUUGGGGCGUAUACCAAUAAACAUUCACAAGGCUGCUAUGAAUGUCAAAGUAGAGGGGGGAGCCUCCAGAGCAAGCCUCAUUUUUCAACUUUGUCCACUGAUUUUGGUAAAACUUGAUCAUAAUUCAUGGAGGAAGUAUUUUCUCAACUAUUAUUGCUGACUACUGCUAACGAGGAGCCUCCCAAUGAACAGCUCCAGAUAGGGUCUGCACGCAGCCUCCUGGAACAAUAAUGGACAGAUAACAGUAGCAUUAGCAUAUAGAGGCUAAUGAAGCUGCUGUUAGUUGCCUCUCGAAGGCAGAGUUAUUCCUUCCCAGUCUGGCCGUGUUCAGUGGGAGCUGCCAGUCUGGGUAGAGUUGGUUGACUGCUAGAUUCAUGGUAGGGGGCGUCAUGCGUAUUCAGUGCUAUUUGCUACUUUAAAAGCUGAUCAGUAUCCGUGCUAAAUCCUCUCCUAAGCAGAAGACAUGUCAUACCAAAGCAACUUGCAUAUCACUAGCUAUUUCAUGGGAACUUUAAACUUAGCCUACUUAUAACUUAAGAGAUCAGAUGAAGAUUUACAAACAACUGAUCUGAAUAUGUUGCACUAAACAAAGUAGAUCUUAGAUAUGGAUGAGUUCAUUUACAAUACCUAGUUAAAGAAUAUAAAUGCCCGAUGUAACAGAUAUGUGGCUAUCUGAAUUAAUUCACAAAAUCUGCAUUAGCUUACUAAUAGAUUACCGAAAUUAGAAUGAAGGUGAUGCAAUACAGAUCCGACCGGACACUUUGCUGUAUGUAUGUUAAUGUCGUCAUUACCUAAAAAGUGACGCAAUGUACCUCAAAUAUACUAUCUUUUAAAAACUUAGUUCGACUAAAUAACUAAAUAGGGUUAUCUAAGUUAGCAUGAUUGAAUAUUUCCCCACUUAUUCUGACGUGUAUAAAUGUAUGUCAUUUUUUCCCCCAUGUAUACAUAUAUAGAUGAAACAAACAUUCAUAAUGAUAUAUUGGUCCAGUUCUAAAACUACCAAGCAGUUACUAGACUUAAAUAAAAGUAAAAGAAGUGACAGGUUUACAAAUAUCUGGUGCAACCCUGUCUAGGACAGUAUUGGUAGGUUACAAGUUUGCUGUCUUUAUCCAUCAAGGAUCUCCUGGUGUUCUUGAAAGCGUAAGCAGGGCCCGACUGACAGUACAGUAAGGUCAGCAGCUGUCAUGUGUCAUAAAAUCAAAGAGAGAGUCACUUCGGCAUUGUGAAGAAAGAUAAGAUAAAAGAAACGAAUAGGAGUCGAUUGGGCUUAAAGGUUACCAUGGUGUUCUUCUUGUGUUUCUAAAAGGUGAACAAUAGCAUCCAAACACCAACUCUGUGGGUUGUUUUUUUUUUUUCUUGCAAUACACUGGGGGGAAAAAAAGACAACUGGCAUAAUAAUGCAAAGCAGAACCGAGCCUCAGUGCAGAUGCUCAGCGUGAAGCCCCCAAGAGGCGUCAGCAAGUGUGAGUGACAGCUGCUGCGAGAUGAGCUGUCAGCACAGAGGAAAGUCAAGGAGCGCUGCUGAAAGAGCGUUAUGUAAUAUGUCAGGACACACGUGGAAACGUGUGCAUGAAUGUGUUUACAGUACGUGUUUGUGCCCGAAUGAAUGUGUGAAUGUGCAGUGGGGUUUUUCCAGAAAACCAAUUUCAUCUCCGCACACACACACACACACACACACACACACACAUGCAUUUUCGCACGACAGCCCCCUCAUUCCCCUGGGUGACAGUUUUUUAAUUAAGUCUUCGGCUGCAUCAGAAUCCCAGUUCAAGCAUGUUGAAUGUAUCUAUCCAUUCAUGAUGGCAGAGAUUAGCCUCAUUAAGAAUGUAAGCACAUGAUUCGACAUUGUGAUUUAUGUAUGCACAGAGCGGGGAUGCUGUGAAGAUAACUAUAGGCUUUUUAAGGCCACGUGCCCUCAUACAUGAUGGCAUUAAAAACGUGAUUAUGUACCAAUCAUAGUCGUUAUUAUCAUGAUAGUAGGUAAGAGAAAAGUGUUCUAAAAAUCAAGAAUCAUUUCCUAUUUUAGGUUAGAUUUGGUCAACUUUUUAAAAUGUAUGCAUGAAAAUCUUUUAAAAUGAGAACCAUUAAAGAAAAUUAAGUGUUUAUUCUGUUGUUUUUAAAUUCCUGAUGAGCUCAUCUGUAAAAAAAAAAAAAAAAAAAAAAAACUUGCCAAUAUACAUGGGGGGGUCAUGUACACACAUGCACAUUUUAAAAAGUCAA
Acanthopagrus latus (yellowfin seabream) is the source of this 6158-nucleotide messenger RNA. RefSeq names its product potassium channel subfamily K member 2-like. The transcript is spliced from 9 exons. Gene Ontology annotation, biological process: potassium ion transmembrane transport; stabilization of membrane potential. The record is from RefSeq and is a predicted model, not a curated record. Lineage: Eukaryota; Metazoa; Chordata; Actinopteri; Spariformes; Sparidae. Bases 408 to 1706 code for a protein of 432 amino acids. Gene Ontology annotation, cellular component: membrane. Gene Ontology annotation, molecular function: outward rectifier potassium channel activity; potassium ion leak channel activity.